AGUGCAGGGCCAGGGGCCUGGAGCUUGGUCAGAGCUGUUCCUUGGGGAAUGCUGGCCCAGGCUUCUCACGCCUUCCCUUCUCCCACUUCCGCCCCCUGGCUGGCCGGCUCGCAGGGCAGGCUGUCCCUUUAAGAAAGACAGUAGCACGCACAGCAGCUGCCCAGCCGGCCCUGCCUCCUCUGCUGAGCACAGAGCUGGGGCUGCAGCUGGAACCCUCCUGGGCUGCAGGAGCACCAGAGCCUCCAGAGAAGGGGUGCAGCUUGGGAUCCAGUGCACACACCCCUCCACCCCGGGAACCCAUGCCCACGGAAGGACCCCCUGUCCGCAGCCCUCCACUGCCGCCCUGGGCUGCCGCCACCCAGCUCUGGCUCUGGGACGUAAGAAGCUCAUUCUUGAGGCCUGAGCUCAAGAUCCCUAAAAAGAAAGUUGGAAAGUAGCAAAUGAACUUGAUCACCAUGAGGACCUAGGGCGUCUGCCUGCUGACCCCCCGCCCCCCUGCCGGCCUGCGGUGACCAUGGCACCCCGCAAGAGGAGCCGCCAUGGCCUGGGUUUCCUGUGCUGCUUCGGGGGCAGUGACCUCCCCGAAAUCAACAUCCGGGACAACCACCCUCUGCAGUACCUGGAGUUCUCCGGCCCCAUCCCGAACCCCGAGGAGCUUAACGUCCGCUUCGCAGAGCUGGUGGAUGAAUUGGAUCUCACGGACAAGAACCGGGAAGCUGUGUUUGCGCUGCCCCCUGAGAAGAAAUGGCAGAUCUACUGCAGCAAGAAGAAGGAGCAGGAGGACCCCAACAAGCUGGCGACCAGCUGGCCGGACUACUACAUUGACCGAAUCAACUCCAUGGCUGCGAUGCAGAGUCUCUACGCCUUUGAUGAGGAGGAGACAGAGAUGAGGAACCAGGUGGUGGAGGACCUGAAGACCGCCCUGCGGACGCAGCCCAUGAGGUUUGUGACCCGCUUCAUCGAGCUGGAGGGCUUGAGCUGUCUGCUGAAUUUCCUCCGGAGCAUGGACCACGCCACCUGCGAGAGCCGCAUCCACACCUCCCUCAUCGGCUGCAUCAAGGCGCUGAUGAACAACUCGCAGGGGCGGGCGCACGUGCUGGCCCAGCCCGAGGCCAUCAGCACCAUCGCGCAGAGUCUGCGCACAGAGAACAGCAAGACCAAGGUGGCCGUGCUGGAGAUCCUGGGUGCCGUGUGCCUGGUGCCUGGCGGCCACAAGAAAGUGCUCCAGGCCAUGCUGCAUUACCAGGUGUACGCCGCCGAGCGAACGCGCUUCCAGACCCUGCUGAACGAGCUGGACCGCAGCUUGGGGCGGUACCGGGACGAAGUGAAUCUGAAGACAGCCAUCAUGUCUUUCAUCAACGCUGUCCUCAACGCUGGAGCUGGAGAGGAUAACCUGGAGUUCCGCCUACAUCUACGGUACGAGUUCUUGAUGCUGGGGAUACAGCCUGUGAUUGAUAAACUCCGACAACAUGAGAACGCCAUCCUGGACAAGCACUUAGACUUCUUCGAGAUGGUCCGGAACGAGGAUGACCUGGAGCUGGCCAGGAGGUUUGACAUGGUCCACAUAGACACUAAGAGCGCCACCCAGAUGUUCGAGCUGAUCCACAAGAAGCUGAAACACACAGAGGCCUACCCCUGCCUGCUCUCUGUCCUGCACCACUGCCUUCAGAUGCCCUACAAGCGGAACGGCGGCUACUUCCAGCAGUGGCAGCUCCUGGACCGCAUCCUGCAACAGAUUGUGCUUCAGGAUGAGCGAGGUGUGGACCCGGACCUGGCUCCGCUGGAGAACUUCAACGUCAAGAACAUCGUCAACAUGCUCAUCAACGAGAAUGAAGUGAAACAGUGGCGGGAGCAGGCCGAGAAGUUCCGGAAAGAACACACGGAGCUCAUGAGCCGGCUGGAGAGGAAGGAGCGGGAGUGUGAGACCAAGACGCUGGAGAAGGAAGAGAUGAUGCGGACGCUGAACAAGAUGAAGGACAAGCUGGCCCGAGAGUCCCAGGAGCUGCGCCAGGCCCGGGGACAAGUGGCAGAGCUGGUAGCCCAGCUCAGUGACCUCUCAGUACGCGGGCACCCUCUCCCUUUUACAGAGCUGGGCCGAGACACUGGGCCUCAGACCGGCCCGGUGUCUUCUCCACCUCCCCCUGGGGGCCCGCUCACCCUGCCUUCUUCCUCGAUGACAACCAACGACCUGCCCCCACCCCCACCCCCUCUCCCCUUCGCCUGCUGUCCCCCGCCACCGCCACCACCCCUUCCACCCGGUGGGCCUCCCACGCCCCCGGGUGCACCCCCUUGCUUUGGCAUGGGCCUGCCCCUCCCCCAGGACCCCUUCCCCAGCAGCGAUAUCCCGCUCAGGAAAAAGCGUGUCCCCCAGCCUUCCCACCCGCUGAAGUCCUUCAACUGGGUCAAGCUGAACGAGGAGCGAGUCCCCGGCACCGUGUGGAAUGACAUCGAUGACAUGCAUGUAUUUCGGAUCCUAGACCUGGAGGAUUUUGAAAAAAUGUUUUCAGCCUAUCAGAGGCACCAGGAGCUGAUAACUAAUCCUCCCCAGCAGAAAGAGUUGGGCUCCACCGAGGACAUCUACCUGGCCUCCCGCAAGGUCAAAGAGCUGUCGGUCAUUGAUGGCCGGAGGGCGCAGAACUGCAUCAUCCUUCUCUCCAAGUUGAAGCUUUCCAACGAGGAGAUCCGGCAGGCUGUCCUGAAGAUGGACGAGCAGGAGGACCUGGCCAAGGACAUGCUGGAGCAGCUCCUCAAAUUCAUCCCAGAGAAGAGUGACAUCGACCUCCUGGAGGAGCACAAACAUGAGAUUGAGCGGAUGGCCCGUGCUGACCGCUUCCUCUACGAAAUGAGCAGGAUUGACCACUACCAGCAGCGCCUGCAGGCCCUCUUCUUCAAGAAGAAGUUCCAGGAGCGGCUGGCUGAGGCCAAGCCCAAAGUGGAAGCCAUCCUGCUGGCCUCUCGGGAACUGACCCGCAGCAAGCGUCUGAAGCAGAUGUUGGAGGUCGUCCUGGCCAUUGGCAACUUCAUGAACAAGGGCCAGCGCGGGGGCGCCUAUGGGUUCCGGGUGGCCAGCCUCAACAAGAUCGCUGACACCAAGUCCAGCAUCGACAGAAACAUCUCCCUGCUGCAUUACCUGAUCAUGAUCCUGGAGAAGCACUUCCCUGACAUCCUGAACAUGCCUUCGGAGCUGCAACAUCUCCCCGAAGCCGCCAAAGUCAACCUGGCAGAGCUGGAGAAGGAGGUGGGCAACCUGAAGAGGGGGCUGAGAGCAGUGGAGGUGGAGCUAGACUACCAGAAGCGCCAGGUGCGGGAGCCCAGUGACAAGUUUGUCCCUGUCAUGAGCGACUUCAUCACGGUGUCCAGCUUCAGCUUCUCCGAGCUGGAGGAGCAGCUCAAUGAGGCCAGGAACAAGUUCGCCCAGGCCCUGAUGCACUUUGGGGAGCAGGACAGCAAGAUGCAGCCGGACGAAUUCUUUGGCAUCUUCGACACCUUCCUGCAGGCCUUCUCGGAGGCUCGGCAGGACCUGGAGGCCAUGAGGAAGAGGAAGGAGGAGGAGGAACGCCGGGCACGCAUGGAAGCCAUGCUGAAGGAACAGAGGGAGCGCGAACGAUGGCAGCGGCAGCGCAAGGUGCUGGCGGGCGGCGCGUUGGAGGAGGGCGGCGAGUUUGAUGACCUGGUGUCGGCACUGCGUUCCGGGGAGGUUUUCGACAAGGACUUGUGCAAGCUCAAGCGUAGCCGCAAGCGAUCCGGGAGCCAGGCCCCAGACGUCACCCGCGAGCGGGCAAUAAACAGGCUGAAGUAUUGACCUGCGGACUGGGGGCCCUGGAGACCCCGAGACAGGGACAAGCCGGAGGUGCUGGGUGCGGGAGGCGGUGCGGCUUUGGUAGUUUGGUGCUGGUGGGUUCAGAGCCCUGGGCUGGGCCCUGGGCUGUAGGGGGCUGGACCAGGUAUUUCCCUCCACUCACCUUAAGGAGCUCCUUCCGCCUCCCUUGCACGUUCUUUCUGGAUCCGGGUCCCUCUUGGAGGCUGCCUGGCACGCCCCAGGCAGGCCCUCCCCCCAUUCCCUCCCACGGGCAGCCUCAUGUGGACACAGAAACGUUCCAGAGCUCAACGAGAGAGGCUCCCGUGCAGUGGGGAGUGUGGGUGGGUUGAAGGAAUCCAGACGCUGCUGAGAGAAGGCGCCGUGGAGCAUGUGGCUGCAGUUCCAAUCCUCUUGGACGGACAGGAAGGAGGCACUGUGCGUUCUAAUCAGCUCUGGUGUGUUCCAGGAAACGAGUGCUGGGAUUGUGCUACAGGGACCAAAGCCUUCGGGCAGAGCAGCAAUGUCUGUCUCCUACAGCACAAACCCGCUGGCUUCCCUCACGUGUUUUUAAGUCUCUCUGCCUCCCUUCUACCCCGCCCUCCCCUGGCAUCCUGUCUACUAAUCCACAGUCCAGAGACCUCACGUUUGUGUCCCUGGCUCACUGCCAGGUCCUUGAUGGGCUGGGGGAGGGCGGGAGUGGUCCAGGAAAGGUCCCCAGUCCUUACCACACCUGUGCCUUGGGCACAGAGAUCCUGCAACAGAUGUGCCCCCACCCCACCAGUACCACCUGAUCAGUAUUAUCAGGAGAGAUGACCGUGGCCUCCUGUGUUGUCCAGGAGUUCCUUGCAGCCCUUUGCCAAGGGCAACACCUGACAGCCCCAGCUCUACCAAAGAGCUCCUUGGUCUACUUAGUGUUAAUCACUCAGACCCCUUCUCUUCCUCUGACCUCUGUGGCUGGGCAGAAGCCACGAUGGCCUCCCAGUCUUUCCAGCCUGCCUGUGCACGCCCGGUGUAAGGGUGGCCUUGCCCCGAGGCGUUCAGCUCAGGGGCAGGGGAAGAGGAGUAGGCAGAAGCAGCCGUAGCUGCAGUGCCUGAAGGAGCCCCAAGGGGCCCAUUCCGAGUGUCCCUUCCACACCUACUUCCACUGGGGCAGGUGGGACAGCUGUCUUGUAUCUCCAGCACUUUGCCUCCUUCCAAGAGGGAAGCGUGUGAGGUCAGUUCACCAGGCUCUUGUUCUGGGUUCACCGAGCAUCUUCGGGAGACCAGCCCCUCCCCCCUCCUGCUCUUUCCUUGUCUCGCACCUUCUGAUCUAAUCCCCCAGCACUGCCCAAGGACAGCCUGCUGGGCGGGGCCCGCUCUUCAGCAGUAGCUGCAGAGGAACAAGCCCAGAGCUGUGAGCCCAGAACGUGUGUUGGUUCGAGGGAGCGGCACGUGUGUUCUGGUGGGAGGCGUCCUAGCAAGUGCGAGCCCGGCUGGUGCAAGUGUGACGGGGCCGCCCUGGAACCCAGAAGAGGGCGAGGUGAAGGGUGAAGACUCCUAGGAGGGGCUGUGGAGCACUUCAGGGUCUCCAUCUGCACAGCCACGAGCCCACACUGCAGGAAGCAGGCCCUGGGACGACGGGGCGUCCCUGCUCCAGCUGACCCGGCUGAGGUCGGCCUCGCCCGCAGCCGGCAGGGAAGGCUCCGCUUCUGCCCGACGAGCAGGUCUGGAUGUUGGCACUGGAUAGGCACGAAGGAAGACAAGGGCUACGGAAGCAUUCGAUCCUCAGAAGAGCAGAGUUUGGUUUCGCUGUUUACAGAGGGACGCACAUAGUCCCGGAGCCCAGCCUCCUCACCCCGCAAGAUUUCUUCUUCUCUAUUUAUUAAUUUUUGGAGCUGGCCAGCGGCUCUGGUACUAGAAACUGUCGUGGCCAGGUCGCCAUUAGUGCCUUAGACCACAGGUCGUGGUCAGCUCAGCAAGAAGGGGGCUGGUGCCCGCGAGGCGGCCGAGCUGGUCAUUUUUAGGUGAAAUGUUAACCCUGGGUCUUCUAUUCCCCAGCUGUCUAAUUUUGUGUGCAGUGGAAAAUUCAUAGUCAACCUCAAACAAGCUGUGGCCUCAGCAGCAGCAGCAGCUCUUGCUCCUCCCCUGGGAGGGAACGGCAGUGGGAGGAGGACUUUCUGCAGGCAGAGGGGCAGGGGCUGGUCCAGGCUCUCCCCACGCCCGUUCCACUUCACCAGCUGUGCCACCUCCACCAGGGAGGCCUCCUGCUCUCACUGGCGACCAGUGAGGCUUGUGUACAAAAUCCGCCAUGUCCUUCUUACCUGCACCUUUUUAAUAAGAAUAUAUUGUCAUACUAAAAAAAAUAUUAAAUCCAUACCAUCCCCA
Messenger RNA from Oryctolagus cuniculus (rabbit), 6163 nucleotides. RefSeq names its product dishevelled associated activator of morphogenesis 2 (gene DAAM2). Gene Ontology annotation, molecular function: small GTPase binding; actin binding. Lineage: Eukaryota; Metazoa; Chordata; Mammalia; Lagomorpha; Leporidae. The record is from RefSeq and is a predicted model, not a curated record. Gene Ontology annotation, biological process: actin cytoskeleton organization; negative regulation of oligodendrocyte differentiation; regulation of non-canonical Wnt signaling pathway.